CCAUUGCCGUCUCAGGCUAUGGCGUUUUGGACAACAUUUUUAUGAAGAGUGAAACUUGUACAUAUAUAUUAAUUAAUAAGGCAAAUGGACCACUUUCGAAAUAUUAAAUAGAUUUUUUGUCCAGGUCUCCUCCCCUCUAUCUCUAUGUCACUUAGUUUUGAAUGAAAUGGACAAGAUGGUGAGAUUACUAUUAUACCUCUCUAACUCUGCCCAAAUCAAAGCUUAUGAAAAGCUCAAAACUAGCACAAGGAUAGGAUAGUAGGUAGUAGGUAGUAGGUAGAGCAGGGUGAUGGAUAAGCGUAAGAGUCAUUUUGUGUUGAUUCACGGAUCUUGUCACGGGGCAUGGUGCUGGUACAAGGUGGCGACUUUGCUGAGAUCGGGUGGUCAUAGGGUCACGGUUCUGGACUUGGCUGCCUCUGGUGUCCACCCUAAGCAGGUAGAGGAGGUCCGAUCAAUGUCAGACUACUUGGAGCCAUUGAUGGAAUUCAUGGUGUCCCUACAGGUGGAUGAUAGGGUGAUUCUGGUGGGCCACAGCAUGGGUGGGAUCGGCAUAUCUGUAGCUAUGGAGAGGUUCCCUGAAAAAAUUUCAGUUGCUGUAUUUGUCGCUGCGUUUAUGCCUGGUCCCGACCUUGAUUUUCUUACCGUCUUUCAAGAUCACGUUAAAGGAUUGGACUCUUUUAUGGAUUGCCAACAUAAGUUUGAUAAUGGGCUGGACAAACCUCCAACCUCCCUGAUCUUUGGCCCCAAGUUUUUGUCGUCCAAGUUGUAUAACCUAUCGACUCCUGAGGAUUUGACUCUUGCAACCUUGCUGGUGAGACCAUAUCCCAUAUACCACGAUGAGGGGGAAGUAUUAAAGGAAACUGCACUUACAAAGGAUAACUAUGGAUCAGUCCGUCGAGUUUACGUUGUGAUUGAAGAAGACAACAUAAUAAAGGAAAAAUAUCAACGGUGGAUGAUCGAAAAUAAUCCAACGGACGAGGUGAGGGUGAUCCCUGGUUCAGAUCACAUGGUCAUGAUCUCUAAGCCUCAGGAACUGUGCUCCUGCCUACAGGAGAUCGCUGGAACUUACUCCUGAUAUGGUGUCUUGUUGUCUAAGUUGAAGUUUUAUAUAUCUUUCUCGGGACUCUUGGCUAAGAUAAGUAUGUUGCAAAUGUUAUAAUGAUCUUAUUUGGUAUAAUUUCUGUGGUUGUUUUUAUACAUACAUAUAUAUAUAUAAAUUUGUGUUAAAUG
Molecule: messenger RNA, 1230 nt
Organism: Camellia sinensis
Lineage: Eukaryota; Viridiplantae; Streptophyta; Magnoliopsida; Ericales; Theaceae
Product: methyl jasmonate esterase 1
Biological process (GO): jasmonic acid metabolic process; salicylic acid metabolic process
Molecular function (GO): methyl salicylate esterase activity; methyl indole-3-acetate esterase activity; methyl jasmonate esterase activity
Source: RefSeq, a predicted model, not a curated record